Molecule: messenger RNA, 1629 nt
Organism: Plasmodium vivax (malaria parasite P. vivax)
Lineage: Eukaryota; Apicomplexa; Aconoidasida; Haemosporida; Plasmodiidae
Exons: 2
Coding region: 1-1554 (517 amino acids)
Source: RefSeq, a predicted model, not a curated record
AUGAACACGCAAGCGGUGAAGAAAGCGACAGGCACUGCUUUGGCGUUGCACAGUGGUUGGACGGUGCGCACUGCUUGCCCCUUAAGCGCGCGCCGACUCUCGCUUGAGGGGCCGUUCCGGCGGAGGGGGCAAAGCGUCGCGACGGAGGCCCUCAUCAAGAACUCCUUCCUAACCAAGGAGUACUUCGACAAAAUGAAGAAAAAAAAAAUCGACCUCUUCGAUUUUGUUCCCCCGGAGAAUUUCGUCUCCUCCUAUUUUGAGAAGCUGGACAAGAGCUACUCGAACCCACGGUCGAUCCUGCGGCUGUACAAGGACUACAUCGAGAAGGAGGACUACCCGAACUACAACUGGCUGGUGAGGUGCUUCUGCCAGCUAGCCAACGUGUUCGGAUUUAACUCCUUCUGGAGCGUGAAGGACAAGGAAGCCAUUCACGAGCUGAAGCUGUUCAAAUUCUUGGUGUACGAUUUGAUCGAAAGGAAGGAAAGAAUCCAAGCGAGGCACUGCCCCAGACUGCUAUACGCAAUGUGCUGCCUAGACUACAGGUGCUAUUACCUCCUCCCAACAAUUCUAGAACUGAUUGAAAAGGAUUUGGCCAAAUUCAGAGUGCCUACACUGUCCAUGAUGAGCUUCUGCCUGUCCUACCUGGGACUAACAAACCAGGAUGUCCAGUUUGGGUCCGAAAAUAAUCUCUCUCGAUGUUACAACUUGAUAGAGAAGAUCCUCCACGAGAUAUACAGCAGGAGGGAUGAAGCGAAAGGGGACAUGACCAACUUCUGCUGGGCAUUGUUGGCCUACGUUCUGGUCACCAACAAUAUGUAUGAAUUUCCCCUUAAGGAGGAGACCAGGGGAGAUAGCUCUACCGGUUUUUUUAUGCCAGAAAUUUUGAAAAAUGCAUGUGAAGGGUUAACUAAGGAAAAUAUCGUGGAAAGCGGGUGGAUUCAGUACUACCUCUACAUCACCCUCUACUGCUGCGACGUGGAGAAGCCGAGGAACGAACGGAUGAUCAAGGAGAGCGUCCCCUUCUUCAUUCAAGAGUACCUGCACAUAAAAUGGCUAGACAAUAUUUUGAUAACUGCCCAGAAUCAAGGGUCAGAAAAAAUGCAACUCGAAAUGGACAGCAUUAUACAGAAGUUACAAUUAAAAGAUUUCUUCAUCAAUCUAUCCGUUGGUAGGAAGAUAGAUGAGCAGCACUGUUUUUUUGCUUCCCAUUUUUAUAAGCCUUUAAAUUUAUGCGUCGAAUACGACUACUUCCACCCCAUUGGUUUUAACAGACCUCUGGUGAGUGGCACCAUCUCUUUGAAGAACCGGAUUUUUAAAAAGCUCAACUUUAACGUUGUUAAUAUUCAUAAGUGCUUUUGGGAUACACUCACAGAGGAACAGAAGGAGUCGCAGCUCGUCCGUCUCUUGGAACUCUUUCAGGCCGAGCGCCGCGGCGAGAAGCAACAACAGCGCGCGGAGCUGUACCAGGAGAAGCGCUUCCAUUCGGAUAUGCUGCACUUGAAGCAUAAGCGGGUCAAGUUUCGCAGUUGGCCACCCGAGCACAUAACGGUGUAGCGGUGGGACGUGCUCCCUGCCUGGCGCAGCACUAUGCUGUGCUAUACUGUGGUGUGCUAUACUGUGGUGUACUAU